AUGAAAUAAUCAACGAAAAAAGAACGAAGAGGCUCAAUUGAUUCCUAGCUUUCCUCCUCUAUAUUCAAGUCUAACUUUUUAGCAAUUGACAUCAAGAAAUAAAUAGAUGAUGAAUAAGUAAAUUAUUAAGGAGAUGAUGAACUUGCGAUAUCGGAAAAAUGUAUAACUCUAUCCUUUAAUUUAGAACCAAAAUAUCAACCAAUACCUUUGUUGAAUAAUGAAUAAUUAAUUAAACUAAGCAAAAAAAAGAAUUUGGGAGAUGAGGAAAAAUUAUAAAUUGCUGCAACAUUGAUACAAUAGAGAGGUCUCAAAUUUCUUUAGUAUGUCAACUAUUAUUAUUAAUUAGACGAAGAGCCAUUUGGAUGAAUUUCAUUGAAAAAGGGGAUGCCAAAAAGUAUUUCUAAAAGUAACCUCCUUAAAAUGUGCAACAAUAGAUAAGCAAGGAUCUCAACAGAUCUGGACAUGAUGAUAAAAUGAAAACCAAUAAAUUCACUCAUAUAUUAAGUCGAAUUUUAGGAGCUUAUGCCAUAUAUAAUCCAAAAAUAGGAUAUACAUAAGGAAUGAAUAUUAUUUGUGGGAAUAUUAUUCUAUUAUUAAGUAUUGAUGGCAACGAUACUUAAUUGGAAUUGGAUAAUUUUGAAGUAAUAGAAGAUGAAGAAGAAAUGUUUUGGAUGUUUGUUCAUUUAAUGAAAUCAAUGGAGAAUCUCUUUAUUUCAGGAGUGCCAGGCAUUCAUAGUAGAAUAGCAGAACUAGAAUUAAUGCUCUAAAGUCGUUGUAAUGAAAUACUUCUACAUUUGUAAAGUAACAAUAUUGUAUGAAUAUGAUCAUUUAUCUAGAAUAACUUAUGCUAAUGUUUUAGUUAAUAUUAUUUUACAAUGCUAAUGUAAAAACAAGAUAAGAAGUUCGUAAGACUAAUACUAGAAAUGUACUUAUUAUAUGGAGAAUCAUUUAUUUAAAAUUUUAUUGUUGGAACCCUAUAAUUUUAUUAACUUAAAAUAACAAACAUGAAUGAAUUAGAAAAAUUAAUGCCAUUUUUUAGAGAUACAAUGUUUGCUUCCUAUUAUUAAGAAUUGAAAAAAUUAAAAAAACAAAAUUUAAUUAUCUAACAUUUUCAAUCGAAUCACUAUUUUGAUAAAGUGCCAUAUUUAGGUAAUUCUUCAAACCAACCCAUUGUUGAAAAGAAAGGAAAGAAAUAAUAAUUCUAAGAAAAAAUCUUAAAUUUACUGAGUAAAAACUGGUUGAAAAAAUUCCUUGGUUAAUGA
This is a messenger RNA of Paramecium octaurelia, 1262 nucleotides long. The record is from the annotation of a GenBank genome assembly. Lineage: Eukaryota; Ciliophora; Oligohymenophorea; Peniculida; Parameciidae.